Meira miltonrushii is the source of this 591-nucleotide messenger RNA. RefSeq lists its product as uncharacterized. The record is from RefSeq and is a predicted model, not a curated record. The transcript has a single exon. Gene Ontology annotation, molecular function: P-type transmembrane transporter activity. Gene Ontology annotation, cellular component: membrane. NCBI's taxonomy places the organism in Eukaryota, Fungi, Basidiomycota, Exobasidiomycetes, Exobasidiales, Brachybasidiaceae. Gene Ontology annotation, biological process: intracellular calcium ion homeostasis. The annotation marks the transcript as partial.
AUUCAUCCCAAGAGACCAACUGCAAAUCUGGUCAGUAAGAAGGUUCUGACCUCAAUGCUGGGUCAAGUGAUCAUCUGUGCAUUGGUUCAAAUGUUUGUCUUCUUCUACACUCGUGCACAACCAUGGUACGAGCCUCCAGUGGUCAAUCCUGAUGAACUCAACGUAUCCAAUCCAGAAAAUUCGGCUUUAUUCUUAGUCUCUUCAUUCCAAUACCUAAUCGUUGCAGCCGCAUUCAGCGUUGGACCGCCAUAUCGUCAACCUAUGUACACCAACCCGAUGUUGAUGUUAUCUUUGGGUUCUUUGACCGUUUUAUCGCUUUAUUUCUUAUUUGUUCCUUCAGGACCAAUCUUUGACGUUUUGGAAUUGGUUGAAAUGCCAAGAUCGUUCCAUUGGGCACUUUUGAUUAUCGUUACGGCAAAUUGGGCUUUAUGUUUGUUAUUCGAAGCAUUUGCAACUGCUUGGCUAACAUCAGCCAUCAAAGCUUUACAAAGAUUUAUUCGAAGAGUACGUAGAGGAGAACGUACAAAGAAGCAUGAAUCAAAGAUGUACAAAGCCGUUGUUGCUGAAUGGCAAAAUGAUGGACAAGCUUAG